Messenger RNA from Dunckerocampus dactyliophorus (ringed pipefish), 702 nucleotides. RefSeq names its product cytochrome c oxidase subunit 1-like. The record is from RefSeq and is a predicted model, not a curated record. Lineage: Eukaryota; Metazoa; Chordata; Actinopteri; Syngnathiformes; Syngnathidae. Gene Ontology annotation, cellular component: membrane. The transcript has 2 exons. Gene Ontology annotation, biological process: electron transport coupled proton transport; mitochondrial electron transport, cytochrome c to oxygen. Gene Ontology annotation, molecular function: cytochrome-c oxidase activity; heme binding.
AUGCCUUUCAGAGCGGGAAGGCGGGGGAAAGCCCCGGCAGAUGGUUCUAUUAAAUGGGAAGCCCCACUUUUUUGGUCCCUCGGGUUUAUUUUCCUAUUUACUGUUGGAGGACUAACGGGCAUUAUUUUAUCCAAUUCUUCUUCAGGCAUUGUUCUACACGACACAUGCUAUGUGGUGGCUCACUUCCAUUACGUGUUAUCCAUAGGAGCUGUGUUUGCUAUUAUAGGGGGAUUUGUACAUUGAUUCCCACUGUUCACAGGAUACACACUGCACGACAGCUGAACAAAGGUUCACUUUGCAGUAAUAUAUGCAGGUGUAAACCUAACCUUUUUCCCCCAACAUUUCCUAGGUUCAGCAGGUAUACCUCAACAGUAUUCAGACUACCCUGAUGCAUACACCUUGUGAAAUACCGUAUCAUCAAUUGGCUCACUAAUUUCCCUAGUCGCGGUAAUCAUAUUCCUAUUUAUUAUUUGAGAAGCAUUUGCCACCAAACCUGUAGUUCUAUUUUUAGCACUAGCCUCUACUUACGUAGAGUGACUCCACGGCUGCCCUCCUCCUUAUCACAUGUUUGAAGAGCCUGCGUUUGUUCAAGUGCAGUCAAACUAACGAGAAAGGAAGGAAUUGAACCUACGUAAGAUGGUUUCAAACCAAAACAUGACCACUCUGUCACGUUCGUAAUAAGAUGUUAGUAAAACCAUUAUA